Molecule: messenger RNA, 1743 nt
Organism: Penicillium arizonense
Lineage: Eukaryota; Fungi; Ascomycota; Eurotiomycetes; Eurotiales; Aspergillaceae
Product: Zn(II)2Cys6 transcription factor
Exons: 5
Coding region: 1-1743 (580 amino acids)
Biological process (GO): regulation of DNA-templated transcription
Cellular component (GO): nucleus
Molecular function (GO): transcription cis-regulatory region binding; DNA-binding transcription factor activity, RNA polymerase II-specific; zinc ion binding
Source: RefSeq, a predicted model, not a curated record
AUGGAAGAUUUAGUUGGCCGCCAUCCAAAAGCAUGUUUAACCUGCGCUAAGGCUAAAGUUCGAUGUUCACCAGAGGCCAAUGGGCCGUGUCAGCGUUGCCGCCGCUUGGGUAAAGAAUGCGGCAAUCAACUACCAGGGGCUCAUCGGCGCUCAAAACAAUCAGGAACAAAUGGCUCCGAUGUCGCUAUAUUGGAAGCCAAGCUGGACCGCAUGGUCGCUAUGCUGUCCGCCCGAGAACGGCUAGAGGCUGGUUCAGCUCCAAGAUCAUGUUCUGGUAGGGAAGAAAGUGUCGCGUCUCCCAGUGAUGUCGACGGCCAGCUAUUGAUGGAAGUGUUCAUGAAUAGAAUGCUGCCUCUCUUUCCUUUCCUGGUGAUCCCCACGCAUGUCACCGCGGAAGACCUGCGUCGAGACAAACCAUUUCUGUAUAUGAAUAUUUCAAUGAUUGCAUGUCCGAAUGCUCCACAUCAACGCAAAAUCGCUGAUGCAGUGCAAGAAUAUGUAGCAGAGCACAUCAUCAUCAAAGGAGAACAGAGUCUGGAUCUACUCCAGGGUCUUCUUCUCAAUGUGACCUGGUUCACCACCGUCAGCCGUUUCCCACGGGGUGCUGCUUUCUCUGACACCAAUCCUGACGUGCUCAGAUACGAGACAGAUGCUCGCCAUGUUAGCCGAAACAUUGCUCAGAUUGAUAAUUUUGUGCACCUUCUUGUGGCUCAGUCAGUGAGCUUGGGUUUAAACCAGAUUCCAACCUACCAGAAAAACCUCAACUAUCCGUUGACUUAUAUAAGAGAAACCAUACACGGGGACAAUCACAAUCCUACACGCACAUUGGAAGAGCGACGAGCUUACCUUGGGUGCUACUAUAUGACUACGAUGCUCUCUGCGUGUGCGAAAGACUUGGGUACAAUUAUUCGCUUUACAAAAUAUACCGAAGAUUGCUGCGAUGUUCUGGAACAGGCUGCAGAAUAUCCCUCCGAUGGUUAUUUGGUUCAAUUGGUUCGAGUAAUGAAUCUUGCAGAAAAGAUUCACAACACUAUGUAUCGAACCGAACUUUAUUUUUCAUCUGCUCCAUCUCCGCCUCUUGAACUGAGCAUACGAUGGCUCGAAGCUGAACUUAAACAACUCAAAGCUCGAAUGCCUUACGAGGAACCAUACUCGACCAUUCUCUCAUUCCACUACAACACGCUGGAAAUUCACCUUUACCGAGUUGCCCUGAGUCCAAAUCAGUCCGAAUCUCACUACGGCGACUAUCCUCUAGCGAGAUUAGAUCUCCUGUUCCGGGCACUGGAAGCAACAACUUCGUUCUUCAGAAACAUGUACUCUCUUCCCGCCUCCCUUUUCCCUUAUUUUCCAUUCACUGUCAUGAGUCAAUUCGGAAAGGCGAUGAUCACCCUUUCCCAACUCUCCCUUCACAACCAUGCAGGCUGGGACCGAACCUACGUGGAAAACACGAUAGACUUCAACCAGGUGAUCAACACUAUGGGAGAAAAGCUUAAAGAAAGCCGACCAUUCUUCGAACAGGUUCUAAAAAAAGAGUCUGGUCCAGCGGAGCUGCCUGAGAUUUUUGAAAGAAUGGUCCUUCGAGGGAACGUGAUAAAGCAAAUGCAUCAGAAGAGGAAAGACGCUCUAGAGCAGACCACGCCCUCGGCAACUUUGGAUCCCAUGGAUUACGACUUCAUGAUGAAUGCGCCUUUCGAUAUUUUAUUUCCCUUCGGUGAGAUGCCGAUCUAUACGCAAAAUGUUUAA